UGUAGCGUCUGAGCCGGAGCUAGAUUUUUUUUUUUUUUUUUGGGUUAGAUGAGACAGAGCCAGAUAGGAGGUGUAUUUUCGUGAUCUUUCGCCCUGGAAUCUCGGCUUGAUUACUGGAAGGUUCUCAGAUUUGUGGGCAUUUCCUGCAGAUAAGUUGCUUUGUUUCUAUGCUGUUGAUCUUUGAGGAAUGAUUUUAUUUUCUGGGAACUUGUUGUCUUAAAAUUUCUGCUGAACUGGGUAGGUUUCUUAGUUGGUUGUGAAUGUUUCGAUUGAGCUUGUAAAAAAUUGUGCUUGGUAUUGAAAUUUAGCAAAUGGGUUUCUGUUUGGUUUUGGUGUCUGGGGGAAUUGGACAUGCAUAUACUUGGUCUAAGAAAAGGUGAAAAAUGUUCUAGGAGGGGGAAAUAGAUAAUGGGCAGGAUUGAUUUUGAUCUAUGAGUGCAUGAGGUAUUUGCAAAUGGCUUCUACAGACUAUGGAUAUGCAUGUAAAGUAUGGGUUUAGGCUAAAGAAUAGUUCUUGAUCUGAUUGUUGUUUAUAGUAAGGAAUGGAAGGGCAUUUAUCACAGGGAGGUAUGGUUCCUGGUGGGGCUUCCUAUGGUGGCCUUGAUUUAGAAGGAUCAAUGAGGGUUCAACAUCAAACCCAACACCCACACACCAUACACCAACACCAUCCUCAUCCUCGUCAAGGGUCCUUGGCCCAUCCAUCGAUUCACGAGGGUUUUCCUCUCAAAAUGGGAACCAUGCAUAAUUGUGACCAAACCAUCUCCAUGAUGGAUUACAAUAAGGGAGAGAGGUCCAAAAACUCAGCAAGCGAUGAGGAUGAGCCGAGUUAUAUGGAGGAGGGUACUGAUGGCCAUGCUGAAGGAAAUAGAGGGAAGAAGGGAUCACCAUGGCAGCGUGUGAAGUGGACAGAUCAAAUGGUGAAGCUUCUGAUCACUGCUGUAUCUUAUAUAGGUGAGGAUACAAGUUCUGAUUGUGGUAGUGGGGGAAGGAGGAAAUAUUCUACUCUACAGAAAAAGGGAAAGUGGAAAUCUGUUUCCAAGGUCAUGGCAGAAAGAGGUUUUCAUGUUUCUCCGCAGCAGUGUGAGGAUAAAUUCAAUGACCUGAACAAAAGGUAUAAGAAACUUAACGAUAUGCUUGGGAGGGGCACGUCUUGCCAGGUUGUUGAGAACCAGGCACUUUUGGAUGUGAUAGAUUACCUAACAGAGAAAGAAAAAGAUGAUGUUAGGAAAAUAUUAAGCUCAAAGCACCUAUUUUAUGAGGAGAUGUGUUCUUACCAUAAUGGGAAUCGUUUGCAUCUGCCUCAUGAUCCAGCAUUGCAGAAAUCCUUACAGCGGGCUCUUAGAAGAGAUGAGCAUGACAAUGAUGAUCCGAGAAGGCACCACCAUGAUGAUCUUGACGAAGAUGAUCAGGAUAUGGAAACUGAUGAGCAUGAAGACUUUGAGGAAAAUAAUGCUUCACAUGGAGAUAACAGGGGAAUAUAUGUUUUAGAAGACUCUGUAAAGAGGUUGAGACAAGGCCAGGGCCGUGAAGAAUUUAACUAUGGUAGUUCAUUGAAUCCCCAGGACUGUAACAAGAGUUCUUAUUGUCAUCCACCUAUUCCCCAAGCUGAUAUGAAUCAAGUCUUACCUGAUGGCACAAAAGCUGCCUGGCUACAGAAGCAAUGGAUUGAAUCUCGAUCGCUUCAGUUAGAAGAACAGAAGCUGCAAAUUCAAGUUGAGAUGUUAGAAUUGGAGAAACAGCGUUUCAAGUGGCAAAGAUUUAGUAAGAAAAGGGACCGUGAAUUGGAAAAGCUGAGGAUGGAAAAUGAGAGGAUGAAGCUUGAGAAUGAGCGCAUGGCAUUGGAAUUGAAACGGAAGGAAAUGGGGGCUGGAUUUAGUUAAGUGGCUGUUCUGAUCAGUAUUUAUUGCAAUAGUGGGACUUGCAGCCAACAUUGCUUCUUUUUUAAAUUGGUGCGCUCCUCCCUCUGACUUUGUGGCUGUUUUGCCUGGGCAGUGGUCAGUGAAUGAUUGGAUUGGUUGAGAAAGAGAUUCCUUGCAGCAAUGAAGGGGUGGUUGUUGGGGCCAUAAGAGACUUAGUUAAAUUAUCAAUUGAUAGACUGCAAACUGCAAUGUUCUUUUUAGCUCAAAAUGCUUUAAACUGCAAAGGAAGAAAAAGAGAACCUGAGAUCCCUUGUUGAAUGUGAAUUUGAACGUGCCGUUAGUUCACGAAAUAACUAAGGGACCUCUAAUGGAGUUGAAUUGAUGAUAGAUUAUUAUUUCUUGCAGCCAUAGAAGUUUCAGGUCUUGUUUUGUAAUUUCUGAAGGGCCUGAGUCAGCAUAUAGCUUUCAUCAUCUAAGGAUGUAUUUCUGUAUGGCUUGUUUUGGUGACAAGCCCAUGUCACUAAAAAUGUUGGAGUUAUCAGAUGCUCUGUGUGAAGAUUCGCCUCUGUGUAUCUUUCCUUUGUGAUGUCAGGCUACAGGUAUAUUUGGUUGAAGUUGCUUUCUGUAAUCUGCCAUUGCAAGUGCCUUUGUAACCAUUAUUAGAAAAGUCAAAUCCCUUGUUUUGUAUAUUAUCUCUCACAAUAAUUUUACCCUA
Messenger RNA from Prunus avium (sweet cherry), 2574 nucleotides. Its product is annotated as sequence-specific DNA binding transcription factor. The record is from RefSeq and is a predicted model, not a curated record. Lineage: Eukaryota; Viridiplantae; Streptophyta; Magnoliopsida; Rosales; Rosaceae.